This is a messenger RNA of Manis pentadactyla (Chinese pangolin), 7334 nucleotides long. It is a transcript of the gene DOP1B, whose product is annotated as DOP1 leucine zipper like protein B. NCBI's taxonomy places the organism in Eukaryota, Metazoa, Chordata, Mammalia, Pholidota, Manidae. Bases 208 to 7080 code for a protein of 2290 amino acids. The record is from RefSeq and is a predicted model, not a curated record. The transcript is spliced from 37 exons. Gene Ontology annotation, biological process: Golgi to endosome transport. Gene Ontology annotation, cellular component: endosome; trans-Golgi network.
AGGCCAGCCUCACCCGCCCGCCCCUCCGCCUGCACCGCGGCCGCUCGGGCUCUGGAGGGCUGCUCCUUCGCGGUCCGGCUCCGGGCCGCCCGCAGCAGCCUCUCGCUCUACCUGCCGCAGCGCUGCCGGGCCCUCCGCGCGGCACGUGAGCGCGCCCGCCGAGAAGGGCCGCCGCCGCCGAUACUUUCUCUGCUGUGAGAAUGUAAAAUGGAUCCAGAAGAGCAGGAGCUAUUAAAUGAUUACAGAUACAGAAAUUACUCUUCAGUGAUUGAAAAGGCCUUAAGAAACUUUGAGUCCUCGAGUGAAUGGGCAGAUCUCAUAUCUUCCCUGGGCAAGCUCAACAAGGCUCUUCAGAGUAACCUGAAGUAUUCCUUGCUGCCGAGACGGCUCAUUAUCAGCAAGAGAUUAGCUCAGUGCCUGCAUCCUGCUCUGCCCACCGGUGUGCACCUAAAGGCCCUAGAAACCUACGAGAUUAUCUUCAAAAUCGUGGGGACCAAAUGGCUAGCCAAAGAUCUGUUCCUAUACAGCUGUGGGCUGUUUCCUCUUCUGGCAAAUGCAGCCAUGUCGGUGAGACCUGUGCUGCUUGGCCUGUAUGAGAAAUACUUCCUUCCACUGCAGAAGCUGCUCCUGCCCAGUCUCCAGGCCUUCAUCGUGGGCCUGCUACCCGGCCUGGAGGAGGGCUCGGAGAUUUAUGACAGAACCGAUGCCCUACUCCUGAGGCUGUCCCUGGUGGUUGGCAAAGAGGUGUUUUAUGCUGCCCUCUGGGGGAGUGUCCUGGUGAGCCCGUCCAUUCGCCUGCCCGCCUCACUCUUCGUGGUGGGCCACAUCAGCAGAGACUCGCCCGGCAGGGAGCAGAAGUACAUGCUGGGCACUGAUUACCAGCUCACGGUCAAGUCUUUAUGCACAUCACUGUUGGAUUCAAAUGUUCUGGUGCAAAGAAAUAAUCUGGAGAUUGUUCUGUUCUUCUUCCCAUUUUAUACCUGUCUGGAUUCCAAUGAGAGAGCCAUUCCCCUGCUCAGGUCUGACGUCGUGCACAUUCUCUCAGCUGCCACCCAGACCCUACUGAGAAGAGAUAUGUCUCUAAACAGAAGACUUUAUGCGUGGUUACUAGGUUCAGAUAUUAAAGGAAAUGCCAUUGUGCCGGAAUCUGAAAUCUCAAGUUCUUAUGAAGACCAGUGCUUGUAUUUUUUUGAAAAAUAUUCCAAGGAUCUUUUAGUUGAGAGUCUGACUGAGAUAUUGCACCAGAGGUUUGCGGAUGCCGACAUAGAGGAGCGCCACCACGCAUACCUGAAGCCUUUCCGCAUCCUCGUCAGUCUGCUCGACAAGCCAGAAAUAGGGCCUCAAGUGGUUGGGAAUUUGUUUCUGGAAGUCAUCCGGGCAUUUUAUUCUUACUGCAGACAUGCUCUGGGCUCUGAUCUUAAACUUAGCUACACUCAGAGUGGAAAUUCGCUGAUAAGUACAAUCAAAGAAAACAGAAACGCCUCUGAGAUCGUUAAAACGGUGAACUUGCUGAUCACUUCCCUAAGCACGGACUUCCUCUGGGAUUACAUGACGAGGUGUUUUGAGGAUUGCUUUAGGCCAGCCGAGCAGAGUUACACUGUCAAGAAGAGCGUUGGCCCUCCCCCGACGGUCUCGGAGCUCUGUACCCUCCUUGUCUUCCUUCUGGAUGUUAUUCCCCUGGAACUUUACUCUGAGGUGCAAACCCAGUACCUCCCGCAGGCGCUUGCCUGCCUGGUGCAGCCACUGGCUGAGGAAAUGGAGGCUUUAAGCUUACCUGAACUCACACAUGCCUUGAAGACAUGUUUCAAAGUGCUCAGCAAGGUGCAGAUGCCACCUUCCUACCUGGACACGGAGCCCACAAGUGGAAGCUCGAGUCCAGUGAAAGGUGAAAACAGUGAAAUCAUUUUAGACACAAAGGCAGUGAUUCCAGAUGCUGAAGACACUUCGUUUCCUCCGCUCCAAUCGGAAGACAGUGGGAUUGGGCUCAGUGCCUCGUCGCCGGAGCUCUCCAAGCACUUGCGGGUCCCCAGAGUCUCUCCUGAAAAAGAUGAUGUUUGGAAGAAGGGCGGGAGUAUGCAGAGGACGUUUCUUAACAUCCAAGAGCUAGUUGCCAACUUUGCCCACAAGAACAUUUUUGGAGUACCACGAAUGGCAUCCAGAGAAGAAAACAAGAUAGAAGAGCCUGCAGGCCAGGGGCACGGGGGCAGGACGCAGGGCACGGAGGACGGCGACUCUGGCGGGAAGAACUCGUGGGAAGCCAAGCCCAUCAGUGUGCCCCAGUUUAAGCAGAUGCUCUCAGACUUGUUCACCGUUCGAGGGUCUCCAUUUAAGACAAAAAGUGCAGAGUCGCAUUUGCCCAGUAGCCCUGGCCGAAAGGAGGGAGACUGGGCUGUGGAACAGGUGGCCGUCAACCUGGGGAGCUCACGGGAGGGCUGCAGGGAGGCCUUUGCGGCCGCCUGCCACCUGCUGCUGGACUGCGCCACCUUCCCUGUCUACCUGUCCGAGGAAGAGACGGAGCGGCUCUGCGAAAUGCUCUUCCAGCUUCCUGGAGCCAGCAAUUCCAGUUUUCCAUCCUGGCUGAAAUCCCUUAUGACCAUUGGCUGCUGUGUGACUGACUGCUACCUCCAGAAUGUGGCCAUCUCCACCCUGCUGGAAGUCAUAAACCACUCCCAGUCUCUAGCGCUUGUCAUUGAAGACAAGACAAAGCGCUAUAAAAGUUCAGGACACAACCCAUUUUUCGGCAAGCUGCAGAUGGUGACAGUCCCUCCCAUUGCUCCAGGAAUGCUGAAGGUCAUGGCAGAGAAAACAGACUUCUACCAGAGAGUGGCUCGUGUGCUUUGGAAUCAGCUGAACAAGGAGACCCGGGAGCAUCACGUCACCUGUGUAGAACUGUUCUACCGGCUGCACUGCCUGGCCCCGACGGCCAACAUCUGCGAGGACAUCAUCUGCCAUGCCCUCCUGGACCCUGACAAGGGAACAAGAUUGGAAGCUCUGUUUCGUUUUUCUGUCAUCUGGCACCUGACGAGAGAGAUCCAAGGCAGCCGAGUGACAUCUCACAACCGCUCCUUUGAUAGGCCCUUGUUCGUCGUGCUGGACAGCCUGGCCUGCACGGACGGUGCCAUCAGUGCAGCAGCCCAGGGCUGGCUGGUGCGGGCGCUGUCCCUCGGCGACGUAGCACGCAUCCUGGAACCCGUGCUCCUGCUGCUGCUCCAGCCCAGAACCCAGAGGACCUCCGUUCACUGCCUGAAGCAGGAGAACUCAGCAGAAGACUUGCAUCGUUGGUUUCACAGGAAGAAAACCUCUUUCCAAGAGGCAUGUGGAGUGCCUGAGCCUCCGGAGGGCAGCUCUGAAGAAAGCAUGCCUCUGAGCCAGUUUGCCACUGUGGACCGAGAGGCCAUUUGGGCCGAGGUGGAGAAGGAACCAGAGAAGUGCCCGCUAAGAAGCGAGCUGAGCAAGGACGACCUUCCCUACUACGUGGACCUUCCCAACAGGAUGGCCAGCGGUGCCCUUGACAGCAGUGAGCACACCGACUCUGCAGACACGAGCUCUGCCCACACAGACAGUGAGACCACGUCCCCCUUUUCCUCACCCUCCCAUGACCCGCAGGAGCUGAGCAACGAAGAGAACUGCUGUGCACCCCUCCGCACAGGUGGCAGGCCGCACCCUAAGCACGCAGCCUGCCAGGCGGAAAACUUCCAGUCCAGUGCCCAGUUAAGCCUGGCGCGUGUGGACUCGGACAAGACCCAGGCAUCAGAGUCGCUCUCCAGUGACGAGGAGGCCGACCUGGAGCUCCAGGCCCUCACCACGUCCAGGCUGCUGAGGCAGCAGCGGGAGAGGCAGGAGAUGAUCGAGGCCUUGUUUAAGCACAUUCUGCUCUACCUGCAGCCCUACGACUCCCGGCGAGUUCUUUAUGCCUUCUCGGUGCUAGAGGCUGUGCUCAAGACCAACCCCAAGGAAUUUAUCGAGGCCGUGGCCAGGACCAGCAUGGACACCAGCUCCACUGCGCACCUCAACCUCAUCUCCAACCUCCUUGCUCGCCACCAGGAGGCCCUCGUUGGCCAAAGUUUCUACGGAAAACUCCAGACUCAGUCCCCCAACGUGUGCCCUCACCCCCUGCUCAUUGAGCUCCUCACAUACCUGUGCCUGAGCUUCCUGCGCAGCUAUUACCCAUGUUACUUAAAGGUCUCCCACCGAGACAUCCUUGGCAACCGGGAUGUGCAGGUCAAAAGCGUGGAGGUUUUGAUCCGAAUAAUGACGCAGCUAGUGUCGUUGGCCAAGGCUGCCGAGGGGAAGAACGUGGAGUUCAUCCACAGCUUACUAGAGAAGUGCAAAGUCCAGGAGCUGGUGCUGCUUUCCCUGGUGGCAUCCAUGCAUACGAGCCAGAAGCGCUAUGGGCUGGCCACUGCUGAGCGAGGCCGGGCCCUGCAGGAGGACAGCCUCUUUGAGGAGAGUCUCAUCAACUUGGGCCAGGAUCAGAUCUGGAAUGAGCACCCUCUGCAGAUUGAACUGCUGAAGCUCCUGCAGGUGCUUAUUGUCUUAGAACAUCACUUGGGCCAGGUCCACGAGGAGGCUGAACACCAGCCAGACCUGUCCCGGGAGUGGCAGAGGUCCCUUAACUUCCAGCAGGCCAUCAGUGCUAUGCAGUACGUGCAGCCCCACCCCCUCACCUCCCAGGGGCUCCUGGUGUCCGCUGUGGUGAGAGGCCUGAAGCCAGCCUACGGCUAUGGCAUGCACCCAGCCUGGGUGAGCUUGGUCACCCAUUCCUUGCCAUACUUUGGAAAGUCCCUGGGAUGGACGGUGACACCCUUCAUUGUCCAGAUUUGCAAAAAUUUGGAUGAGUUGGUCAAACAGUAUGAAAGCGAAUCUGUGAAGCUCUCUGUCAGCAUAACCUCCAAGAGGGAAAACAUUUCUCCGGAUUAUCCACUCACUCUUUUGGAAGGUCUAACAACUAUUAGUCAUUUUUGUCUUUUGGAACAAUCCAACCAAAAUAAAAAGACCACUGUUGUGAGUGAUCCUACCAAUCUGAAAAAUGCCAGGAAUGCCAUUCUGGAAGAGUUGCCUCGAAUUGUUAACACCGUGGCCCUUCUCUGGAAUGUUCUCAGAAAGGAGGAGACUCAAAAGAGACCAGUCAAUCUCCUUGGAGUCACAAAGGGAUCCUCUUCCGUUUACUUUAAAACCACCAAAACCUUACGACAAAAAAUUCUAGACUUCUUGAACCCCUUGACGGCCCACCAUGGUGCUCAGCUAACAGCUGCUGUUGCCGCCGUGUGGAACAGAAAGGUUAAACAUCAUGGCAAGGUGAAGAUUGUUCCAGUAGCAAGUGCAUCCCAGCUAACCCUUGUCGAUCUGAUGUGUGCGCUCAGCUCCCUGCAGACAGACACAAUACUGCAACUGGUGAAGGAGGUGGUAAAGAGGCCGCCGCAGAUCCGAGGGGAUGAGAAAGCGCCCCUCGUGGACAUCCCUGUGUUGCAGUUUUGCUAUGCUUUCAUCCAGAGGCUCCCAGUAACAGCCUUGCAAGAGAACUUCCCUUCGUUGCUGAGUGUGCUAAAGGAGUCUGUGCCGCUCAAUCUGGCUCCCCCUGGGUAUUUUCUGCUCCUCAGCAUGCUGAAUGACUUUGUGACACGAACUCCCAACCUGGAAAGCAAGAAGGACCAAAAAGACCUGCAGGAAGUUACUCAAAAAAUCCUAGAAGCUGUAGGGAACAUAGCUGGCUCUUCCUUGGAACAAACCAGCUGGCUCAGCAGAAACCUGGAGGUGAAGGCCCAGCCUCAGAUCUCUCUAGAAGAAUCUGAUGCUGAGGAAGAUUUGUGCGCAGAUGCUGCUGCUGCCAGUUCAGCGAUGGUGUCUGCGUCAGCCCCUUCGAUGUACAGUGUGCAAGCCCUCUCUCUCCUGGCAGAGGUUCUAGCAUCCCUCCUGGACAUGGUUUACCGGAGUGAUGAGAAGGAGAGGGCAGUGCCGCUCAUCUCCCGUUUGCUCUACUACGUGUUCCCCUACUUGCGCAACCACAGUGCCUACAAUGCCCCCAGCUUCCGAGCCGGCACUCAGCUGCUGAGCUCUCUGAGCGGUUACGCCUACACGAAGCGAGCCUGGAAGAAAGAAGUCCUGGAGCUAUUCUUGGACCCUGCUUUCUUCCAGAUGGACACGUGUUGUGCACAUUGGAAGUCCAUUAUUGACCAUCUUCUGACUCAUGAGAAAACAAUGUUUAAAGAUUUAAUGAACAUGCAGAGCAGUUCUUUAAAACUGUUCUCAAGUUUUGAGCAGAAAGCCAUGCUGCUAAAGCGCCAGGCUUUUGCUGUGUUCAGUGGAGAACUCGAUCAGUACCACCUUUACCUUCCUCUGAUACAAGAACGCCUGACAGACAAUCUCAGAGUUGGACAGACAUCCAUAGUUGCUGCUCAGAUGUUUCUUUUUUUCAGAGUUUUGCUGCUAAGAAUAUCUCCCCAACAUUUGACUUCAUUGUGGCCAAUCAUGGUCUCUGAAUUAGUUCAGACAUUUAUACAGCUUGAAGAAGAUCUGAAAGAGGAUGAAUCAUUGAGAAACAACAACAAAAUCAAGAGAAUGAAAGUUUCAGUUGCAGAUGGAAAUGGGCCCUUGAUGGGGGAGAUACCCCAGAGUGAACUCAUCUUAUAUUUAUCAGCUUGCAAAUUCUUGGACACGGCACUUUCCUUUCCCCCUGACAAGAUGCCAUUGUUUCAAAUUUAUAGGUGGGCAUUUGUUCCAGAAGUGGACACAGAGGGCCCCUCCGCCUUGUCAGAGCUGGAGGAGAAUCACCAAGAAUGCAAACCCCACACUGUUAUGAUUCUAGAACUUCUAAAAUUAAAAUAUGGGGAAGCUAGCAGCUCUGACGAAAUAACCAUGAAAAGUGAAUUCCCUCUCCUGCGCCAACAUUCUGUUAACAGCAUUAAGCAAUUGAUACCAUUCUUCAAGACUCUAAAUUGUGCCUUUAAAACCCAAAGUAAGCUGCCUGCUGAUGCCCAAAGGCCCGCACCCUUGGGGUUCCCAGUCACAGGUAGCCCAAGGGUCUUGAAACAGCUAGAAGAAUGUGCUGAAUGUGAUUUUCUGGAACAUCUGGAAUGUUAGCCUAAUAAGACAGAAUCUGUUUAAUCAAUUUACUGAUAGUUCCAUUGAAAACCACGAUAUAUUCUAACCAAUUAAGGUGCCAGGAUAGCACCUUUAAACAAGUCUUUUUUAAUUUUGAAAGUAGAUUUCAGAUAAUUUUCUGUUGGGCAACAAAACAGAUCUCCCUAAAUGUCUUGUUAUAUAUUUGGAUCUGAUUAUAUGUUUCUUCCUCAAUUUAUGUAAAGAAAAUAAAAUUAAUAUAUCAUCUAACGGUA